AUGUUGUUCGCCGUCAUGUUCGCGGCGACGCGAUUCCUCCAAAUCGUCACCUUGAUCCCAACCAUGGGCAUGCUCGCCUGGUUCGUCGAUGGCUUCGUAAAGCGCAACGUUAUCGUCCCCGACUCUAUCCUUGUCCUCUUCAUCGUCUCCGUCCUCGCCCUCGCCUGGGCUAUCUUCACCCUCUUCAGCUAUCACCGUAGCAGCACAAAUGCACUCUUCGUCGCAGUCAUCGACCUUGGUUUCGUUGGUGCCUUCAUUGCCGCCGUCUGGUACCUUCGCGGCAUCAACUAUGUCGACUGCACAAACCUCGCACGCGACGGCCGCUGGUCUGCAAACUUCCCCGGCCUCGUCACCAUCUCUGGGCCCCGCUUCAACCUCUUCACCGAUAAGCCCUGUGCCAUGCUCAAGGCAUCUUGGGUCUUUGGCAUCAUCAACACCAUCCUCUUCUUCUUCACCGCCGUUCUCGCCUGGAUGCACGGUGACCGCCUGUCCUCCAGCUACGAGCGCAAGUCCUACCACCACGGCCGUCACCGCCGUCACCGCUCCCACAGCCACCGCUCCCACAGCCGUCGCAGCUCCCACUCUCACCGUCGCGUCUACGUUUAA
Molecule: messenger RNA, 606 nt
Organism: Colletotrichum costaricense
Lineage: Eukaryota; Fungi; Ascomycota; Sordariomycetes; Glomerellales; Glomerellaceae
Exons: 2
Coding region: 1-606 (201 amino acids)
Source: RefSeq, a predicted model, not a curated record